Molecule: messenger RNA, 2469 nt
Organism: Lineus longissimus
Lineage: Eukaryota; Metazoa; Nemertea; Pilidiophora; Heteronemertea; Lineidae
Product: dopamine D2-like receptor
Exons: 1
Coding region: 1-2469 (822 amino acids)
Biological process (GO): adenylate cyclase-activating adrenergic receptor signaling pathway
Cellular component (GO): plasma membrane
Molecular function (GO): G protein-coupled receptor activity
Source: RefSeq, a predicted model, not a curated record
AUGGCGACGAACGAUUCAAGGAUGGAUGUGACCAAUGGGAUAGUUGAUGACGUUAACGGUACCUGGACCAAUGAGUCUGUCGCGGUCUGGCGAAUCACACCAACGGAGUAUCAGGUCACAGCAACAUUGAUCACUUGUCUCAUCGUCGCAACAGUCAUUGGAAACUCCUCAGUCGUGUUAUGUUUUAUUCUUGAGAAGCCAGUUCGGACAUUUAACAACAUAUUCAUCUUGAGUCUGGCCAUGGCUGAUUUCUUGGUGGGCAUGAUCAUCAUGCCUUUGACCCUGACCUAUGACAUGACGGGUCAAUGGAGUUUUGGCGGUCCCGUCUGCCUGAUUUUACAGUACAUGGAUGCGGUGUGCUGUUGUUGUUCCAUUCUUAAUCUGUGUGCUAUAAGCAUGGUUCGAUACCUGUCCAUCACACAUCCCGUGAAAUACUCCUCGCACGUCAAGACGCCUUCAAGGGCUGGAUACAUCAUAGCCAUGGUGUGGGCCUUGGCGCUUGUUUUAAACUUCCCAUCGCUGGCUGGGUGGAAUGUAGCAGCUCAGUACGAAUCGCACUUACCCUUGAAAUUUAUCAUAAAACACGACAAGGGUUACAUAAUAUACACCGUCCUCACAACAUACUUUCUGCCUUUGUCUCUAAUCAUAUUCGCCUCCGUCAGUAUCAUAUUGGCGUUGAGAAAGAACCGGAGGAAAAUUGGGAUCAUGGCACCUUCGAGUAAACAAAGCGAGACCAACAAAGACGGAUCUGGAAUGUCUGUGGACUUGUCAAGCUGCGCCAAUGACAGCAGCGUGAGUGGUGCCGCAGCGUCUAUCGGAGACAAAUCUUGUUUCACAGUCUCUGGCAACAUGGAGCGACCUCCACUCUCAUCGACAUACCCAGGUGCUUCAAACCCGAACCUGCUGUCCCCCAACGUAUUUAUACAACAUAACGCAGCGAGGAACACGAGCAGUAACUUAUUGUCUCCUCUUGCGCUAAUGUCUCCGGACAACACGCAUUCGCCCACGAAUUCAACUGGCGAGACGGUUCUGUCUCCAAGCACCCAAACGUCUGUGAGUUCGCGCCAGUCUCCUUGUAGCUCUGGAAAGAAUACACCAAUUGAAGCGACAGGUUCUGAUCGUCGUUCGAGUGAGGGCCAAAUGCGGACGCCAGGUGCUCUGACUUCAAACAAUUUUGUGCAGUCUCCGCCAAGUUCCUCCGAUAUUGAUUUGGAGGACAAUAAUGUAUUUGCCACGUUAAACGAAGACCAGUAUAGUUUGGAUGAAUUCCUGGAUGCUAAAAGUCGCCCGCCUUCUGCGAUUGGGGAUCAAUCGGAAGACAAGCAGGAUGGCUCGUCACCUCCUGUAGUCAGAAUUAUUAUGGUUGGGGCAGCCACACUCGGGAUAGCUGGUUCGUCGCAUUGUAGCUCUCCUUCUACCAGUCACAAUGAUGACACGGCCGCAGUAGAAUCUCCUGUCUUACUUGACGGAAUUUCAUUCGUCACGAACACUGAUAAUCCUAAAGAAGAUAUGAUGGUAUCGGACAUGGACGAAGGGUUGAUUCUUCCUUCAGUGUUACAACGUGAAGGAACAGUUGCGUCAUCAACUCUGUCAGUGAAGACAGAUAGAAGAUUUCUCUCACCUCCGCCGAAUGUGCUCGACUCAUCGGAGCGACCACCGUCACAAGUAGAACAGGGCCGUCCUCCCAGUGUUGUGAUUUCAACAGAAACGUCGUCUGCAGCAAAACUAACUCGAGAUUGUCCAACAUCGUUCCUUCCGGACAAAAUAAUUUCUGAAUCACUCUAUGUCCCCAAUGACUACCAAUUGCGAGAGAAAACACAACUUUCGGAAUCUUCUCUCAAAACUAAACAGUCUCCAAUCGGGAUGUUCCUGUCGCCUCCGAGUUUAUUCACGUCUGCUGAUCGAUCUUCUUCCGCUUGCAGUUCGACCAAUGGUAACUUCUUGUCACCAGGGGCAGGAACCAGCCGUUCGCUUUCAUCCGACGCGUGUGACUCCGUCUCCGCAGUCCGACUCAGUUUCAUCAGCAAGGCAGAGACAAUUAUUUCAGGGGAAUGUAAAACGAUGGGUAGCAAGAACAACUUGACAAUGAACGCGAUGUCCAAAAAAUUCAAUCGCAAAUUAAAAGUGACCACCGAUGUCGUGAUCGGCGGCAACAGGAUGACUGGCCGUGCUGGACACAGAGCGCGUUUCCGUCUACGAGAUCUCCGAGAGAGACGGGCGGUGAAAUCACUUGCCGUCAUCGCGGUAUUCUUCACCGUUUGCUGGACUCCGUUUUAUGUGAUUUAUGUUGUGACACAGUUUUGUCCCUCUUGCAAGGUUCCUAGUCACCUGCUGACGUUCACUGUGUGGAUGGGUUAUAGUAACUCGUGUUUGAAUCCCAUUCUGUACACAGUCUUUAAUUCAGCGUUCAAGGACGCUUUUUUAAGUAUUUGGAGGAAGAUCAAGACGGCGUGUCGGUUAGGACAAUAA